Molecule: messenger RNA, 3144 nt
Organism: Triticum aestivum (bread wheat)
Lineage: Eukaryota; Viridiplantae; Streptophyta; Magnoliopsida; Poales; Poaceae
Exons: 9
Coding region: 101-1153 (350 amino acids)
Source: RefSeq, a predicted model, not a curated record
UUUCUAGGUAGGUUGAGCGGCCGGUCAAAGUGACCGAGACGACGCCAACAACCUAAGCAAGCUCGAGGCCUGCCCCUUCUGGAAAUUCGCGGGAUCCGCCAUGGCUGUCCUGUCAGUUUCUUCUUCAACCUGGAGCUCCAUCCCCACACUCACCUUCCGACCCGGACGCCAUGGAAGGAAGAUUAAUUUCUCUGUUGUGCAGUUUCCUCACGCACACAUCUUUAUGGAGCACUGCUCCAUGGAGCUCGUCAAGGAUCCGCCAUGGGCGUCAGCUUCUUCUUCAACCUGUAGCUCCAUCCCCAUGGUCACUGUCCACGCGGCUGCUCCGACCCCGACGCCAUGGAAGGUUCUUAUUUUAUUGUACAAGUUUGAGUUGGUGGAUGAGACACUCUUUCUUACCGUGACCAUGGUAGGCAUAUUUUGGGAAAAACAAGUGAUGCCAAGCAAGAAGUUGCAGUUAGUUGUAGUGACGGCUAUGCUUUUUGCAUGCAAAUAUCUGGAAGUCUCAGUUCCACUUGUUGAAGAUUCAGUGCUUAGUUAUGACCAUGCUUAUACGGAAGGACAAACUCUGGAAAUGGCUGAGACCGAGUACGAGGAUAAUGUGGAGGAUGCCCCCCUCAUGGAUAUCGACAGCGCCUACUCAGGGAAUCUCCUGGCCGCAACUGAGCACGUCAAAGAGAUUUACAAGUUCUACAGAGAAAAUGAGAAGUUUGAGUUGAUGGAUGAGACACUCUUUCUUACCUUGAACAUAAUACACAAAUUCGUGGGAAAACAAGUGGUGCCAAGCAAGAAGCUGCAGUUAGUUGUAGUGACCGCUAUGCUCCUUGCUUGCAAAUAUGAGGAAGUCUCAGAUACACUUGUUGAAGUUCUAGUGCUAAUUUAUGACCAUGCUUGCAUGAAAAGAAAACUUCUGGAAAUGGUAGAGCGGACGGCCAGCGACCAGGACGACGCUCACAACCCAAGUAAGCUCGAGGUCUGCCCGUAUCUCCACAUUCGUGGGAUCCGCCAUUGGUGUCAGCUUCUUCUUGAACCUGGAGCUCCAUCCAGACAGUCACCUCGGCUGCUCCAACCCCUACGCCAUGGAAGGUGUUUUCACCGAGUUGACUCGAGAGAUGCAAGUAAAAGGUGUACAGGUAGAGCGGCCGGCCAAUGACCAAGACGACGCCAAUAACGGAAGUAAGCUCGAGGCCUGCCCCUUCUGCACAUUCGUGGGACCCACCAUGGGUGUCAGCUUCUUCCUCAACCUAGAGCUCCAUCCCCACAGUCAUGGUCCGCGCGGCUACUCUGACCCCGAUGCCAUGGAAGGUCCCCUCCCAUCUCUCGCCCAUCUCCUUUCUCUGUUCGGUUCCCCAAAGGGCCAUCAUUUGUGGUACCAAGUUACAUCAGGAGAAGGAAUCACGUCCUGCAUUUCCUAGUCAGUCUUCCUGUACAGUGGCAACACAUUUUUUGUUGUUUGCAAGAUGCAUGCUCCUGUGCCACUCCAUGUAUAAUGUCACCAAAACGCCUAACAACAAUAAGUCCAAUCGGGAAUUGUGGGUGACUCACAUGGUUUGGGAGAGACCAGUGGUUAAAUGCCAGUUUUGGAGCUCUCGGUGUAAACAUGCUGAUUCGUGAAAUUCCAGAGGGUUAAUUAUGUUGACUUAUUCCUAAGGGACUUUUUAAUUCAAUGUAUUUCAUGAGAGUUUUGGAGGAUUUAAAUCCUUAGAAAAUUUCACUAUGGCGAUUGCUUGAUUCUUAUAGGAUUUUUUUCUAAGGAUACUUUUGUACUACGUUUCACAGGAACAUUUGCAUCCGUCAAACUUGGUAAAAAUCAUUUGCUUUCCCUGGGAAGCAAUCGACCAAACCAAAUCAUGUAGAAUUUGGAUGAGUUAUUUCUAUUCAUAUUUUUUGAGAAUCCUAAGAAUCAAGAUCCCCUAAGAAAAAUGAUCGACAUCAUUGUUCCUAAUUAUAAGACAUUUUGCCAGUUUAAUUUAAACUGCCAAAAUAUCUUAGAUUUAGGACCAAAGGUACCCCCCUGUCCCAAAAUGUAAGAUCAUUUUUAACACUACGAUAGUGUCAAAAAUGAUCUUAUAUUUUGGGAUGGAGGGAGUAGUACAUUGCAAGCCUUCUGUCUGACAUUUUUCUUUCAGAUGCAAACCAGAUAUAUCGGUCAAACCUCUCAACAAGAGAGCAAAACAAAUACCAAGCAUUUCUUAUUUAUAGUUACUAUUUCAGACAUCUUCUCGGUUUUUAAUACUACAGUUGAAUAGGCAUAUAGAUUGAGAUAAAUAGCGACAACAGUGAAAACAGAGGCGGUUGGGUAGCAAAGUGCUCGUUAGCAGCAACCAAGAGAUGGACUGACUAAGCUUGAAUCCAAAUUCAGUGUGACUUCAUCAUCUCCAGGGCACUGAAUACUUGUUUUAGGGUACAUGUGAACUCCCACUGAUCACUUUGGUAGUAGAAAAAAUAACUGACUAUGCAAGCUAAGCUGGCUAGUUUUGCCCAAAACAACCUAUUGCGCGAGAUUCACGUGCUUGUCUUCCAGUGUCACGGGAUGCUAAAAUGGAUAUCCUUCUCUACAUCUUACUGGAAUAUUGCCCUUUAAUUUAUGCAAAUAGUUGACGAGUAGCAUUUCUUAUUUACCUGUUUCAGAAAAUUCAGUUCAGGAGACAUGUGCUCAGGUGGAAAAUGGUAGUUCAGGCAACCUGCAUAGCUGAUAAGAACUCCAUUAAUUCUGUAUGCAUUGCCAUGAUGGUUGUUAUCCAUCUCCAUGUGUUGUUUUCUCUCUAGUUAGCACCGUCCUUGUGUUUUCAGAAAAAAAACAAGGAAAAGAAAUUGCUUUCUACUCCCUCCGUUCCUAAAUAUUUGUCUUUCUAGAGAUUUCAAAAAGUGACUACAUACGGGGCAAAAUGAGUGAAUCUACACUCCAAAAAAUGUCUAUAUACAUCCGUAUGUGGUAGUCCAUUUGAAAGCUUUAAAAAGACAAAUAUUUAGGAACGAAGGGAGUAGUACACACCACAGUUAGUUGGUUUGUCACCACCAUACCUCUCAUUUCACUAGUUCUGUAAUAUAGUAAGAUCAUGCGUUUUAUUUCUUGAUGAGCAUCAAUUUUAAUUUUUAUGAAUCGUCCACAACAUUUAUGUUUCUGUCUCCUAACUAAGAUUC